This is a messenger RNA of Otolemur garnettii (small-eared galago), 1473 nucleotides long. RefSeq names its product leukocyte immunoglobulin-like receptor subfamily A member 4. The record is from RefSeq and is a predicted model, not a curated record. Gene Ontology annotation, molecular function: inhibitory MHC class I receptor activity. Bases 1 to 1473 code for a protein of 490 amino acids. NCBI's taxonomy places the organism in Eukaryota, Metazoa, Chordata, Mammalia, Primates, Galagidae. The transcript is spliced from 14 exons. Gene Ontology annotation, biological process: cytokine-mediated signaling pathway.
AUGACCUUCAUCCUCACAGCCCUGCUCUGCCUUGUUUUUUAUGGUAAACCCACCCUCUCAGCCCUGCCAAGCCGUGUGGUGACCUCAGGAGGUUCAGUGAUCCUCAAGUGUGCGUCAUGGCCAAAAUUUGACAAGUUCAUUCUGACUAACGAAGGACAACAAAACCUGUCCUGGACGCUGGACUCAAGCCAACCCUUCUUUGGGCAGUUUGAGGCCCUGUUUACUGUGGGCCCUGUGACCCCCAGCUAUAAGUGGAUGUUCAGAUGCUACGGGUACCACAGGAACAACCGCCAAGUGUGGUCAGAACCUAGUGACCCUGUGGAGCUUUUUGUAUCAGGUGUGUCUAGGAAGCCCUCCCUCCUCGCCCCACAGGGCCCUAUGCUGGCCUCUGGACAGAGCCUGACCCUCCAGUGUCGCUCUGAUGUUGGCUAUGACAGAUUUACUCUGUCCCAGGAUGGCGGACGUGUCCUUACUGAGCGCCCUGGCUGGCAGCCCCAGGCUGGGGUCUCUCAGGUUGACUUCCCCCUGGGCCCUGUGAGGGGCUCCCACGGGGGUCAGUACAGAUGCUACGGUAGAUACAACAUCUCCUUAGAGUGGUCAGCCCCCAGUGACCCCCUGGACAUCCUGAUCUCAGGACAGCUCUUUUACAGGCCCUUCCUCUUGGUGCAGCCAGGCUCCACGGUGGUCUCAGGAAAGAAUGUGACCUUUGUGUGCCAGUCAUUGAGCCCAACAGCCACCUUCUUUCUGGCUAAGGAUGGGGCAGUUGAUCCCCCUCUGCAGCUCAGAUCAAAGCUCAGAGCUGGACGGUACCAGGCUGAAUUCUCCAUGGGUCCUGUGACCUCAGCCCAUGGAGGAACCUAUAGGUGCUAUGGCUCUCGCGGACUCUACCUCUACCUAUUGUCACAGCCCAGUAAUCCCCAGGAGCUCAUGGUCUUAGAACUCGCUGUGGAGCCUAGCACCCCACCCACAGAUCUGACUUCAACAGCUGCACCUUCUGGACACCCCAGCCCCCCACCCACACAGCAGACCUCAGUAACUGAACUCUCUGUGCACCCCAGACCCCAACCCACAGAUCUGCCCUCAACAGCUGGACCCUCCAUGCACCCCAGCCCCAACUCCACAGAGCCAAUCUCAACAGCUGCACCCUCUGGGCACCCCGGCCCCCAACCCACAGACUGGACCUCAACAGCUGAACCUUCCGUUCAACCGAGCCCCCAGCCAACAGAGCUGACCUCAGCAGGCGGACGCUCUCUGGACCCCAGCCCCCCACCCACAGAGAUGACCUCAAUGGCUGGAACUUCCCUGCACCCCAGCUCCCUGCCCACAGAAGCAGCCUCAACAGCAGACCUGGGAACAUUCUUGGCGGUUCUGAUUGGGAUAUCAGUGGCCUUCAUCCUGCUGCUCUUCCUUGCUCUCUUCCUCCUAUGCUGGUGUCACGGAAACACAGGUCAUUGGGUCCAGUCCAGCUGCUGA